Messenger RNA from Uncinocarpus reesii 1704, 2520 nucleotides. Its product is annotated as geranylgeranyl pyrophosphate synthetase. Gene Ontology annotation, biological process: isoprenoid biosynthetic process. The record is from RefSeq and is a predicted model, not a curated record. Lineage: Eukaryota; Fungi; Ascomycota; Eurotiomycetes; Onygenales; Onygenaceae. The transcript is spliced from 4 exons. The coding region runs from base 1 to 2520 and encodes 839 amino acids.
AUGACGCCAACCAAGAUAUCAGAAAUCUCGCGCGAUGACCUCAACGACCAUAGUUUACCGGCUUCAAUUACCGAUGUGAAGCACCUGGCUUCCUACAGCUGGAUUGAGACAGCCACGCCUACCAUUGCCGUCCCAGGGAGCCCGCCUCUUUGGACUCCCCAGAAUGCCCCCCAGCGCCUGCAAAAGGAUUCGGGGCUUAUCUAUAUCGCUCAAAAUGCAGCUCGCCACCCGGAGAGUCCGCUCGAGCCUCUGUUUCGCGCACUCUAUAUCGCCCAUCCCUCAUUCAACCUAUCCUCAAUCGAUGUCGUGACGGACCGAAACAAUAUCCGUAAGCUGCUCUCAUUUAUCAAUCCGCUUUAUUCCAGAAACCAUCUUGAACCGUUUGCUAUCAAGAUCGAGAUCGUAAAAGAUACGGCAAUAUUCUGCCGCGUGGAAACCGCAGUCCAGGAAGUGAUCGGACCGCACGAAUUUAAGGGCUAUGGCCACGAGUUUGAAAAGAAAUAUACUACGAACCAAGUUAGCAAUAGCACUGGCCAUCACAGAAUCAUCUCAUACCGUUUCGGCGAUAUGUCCUUCAUCAUUCGCCAUGAAACCGACGGGUAUGUUGACACUGCCUCAACGGAACCCUCCAACGCUUUUCAAACCGAAGACAAGGGGCUCUCAGGCAUGCUGGCGGCGAUGUCUCUAUCACCGCCCACUCGUACUGCGACAGGACUGACAAUCAAACGCGAAGGCCAGAUCGUGUCGAUUGAGUCUACCCUUGAGAUAAAAACCCGAGUCUUUCAUAAAACCAUUGAGAUGAGAGAGGUCGCACCACAGCUCUGGAUAUCGCAAACCCCUAAACUGGUGCGAGCUUACCACCAAGGUGGUAGGUUCCAGAGGCCGAGUGUCGAAAAUGUCGCGGUUCAAGUCAAAAAAUGGGAGGAGUGUAAUCAAACGGAGCUGGCGAAAUUGGCCACCCUCAUUCACAAAAUGCUCAGGGAGAUUAAAAAUUGUGGCGGGCACGCUGUUGUGAGAUAUGAUGCCCAGGCAGACAAGCUCAUAAUUUGGAAAGAAAAGGCAGCAAAGAUACUACCCGAUGACUUAUAUUCCAAAUGGCACGACAGAAUCAACCCAGAGCCACCAACUGGAGAGCGAGAGAGUAUCGAUAGUGCAGCUAAAAAAGCGCCUCUGAUGACUGCAAUACAGGUCGGCGACGUUCGAUUCAACGUUGAACUAUCAAGGAUACCCUAUCUGGCAUCGUUUGUCAAAUUCCGGGCGACAACUCAGCCGGGUAUAACGGAGUUUGUCCAUGGGCCUAUCCCUCUCUUUUCAGAAGCACUCAAGGGGAUCGAAGGGGGUUAUCGACAAUGUUUCCGGUGCCUUCCACCCGACCUUUCCCAGCAUCGCACCCUGUGUGAAACGUACGACUUUCUCGGUGUUGAUAUCCUGAAUGGGCAGACGAUCCGUGAGAUCUUCAAUGAGCUGAGAUCCUGCAAAGCUGAUUACGAGCGCGAAUACGGGCGUUGUCGAGUAAUCGAGGGAAACAAGUCAACGGCGCGCGAUGCGGCGUUUAAGCUCUUGUAUUUGAUGCUGCUGGGCGCAUUUGACGGUGAGAUCAAAAAUAGAGCCACAAUCUUUGACGCAGUUCUCUUUCUUGUGUCCCACCCGGGGACAUUUAAGUGGAAGACACGAUCGAUCAUCCGGGCGGCGUAUGAGAAGCGUUUUGUGCCAUCUGCAAAGCAAAAGGCCGGCUUAGACAAAUGGGAAAAGGGGGAGGAGGAUGGGGAUGUGACAACAGACGAAGAAAAUGCGAUAGGCUUUGAUUCUGACAGUUCGGCCCGCAAGCCAAACCUCGCGGCCCAAGCUCAAGACAUCGACAUCAUCGAGUGCGGCAUGGAACCCAUCUUCCAGGAGCAGUCCCUGUCUCCAGGCAGGCGCAUUUCACCGAACCCCACACACAACACGAGCGGCAGGCAGCUCUCAAAGCACCUCGUCCAUCAGAACAUUGCACCUGCGCUCCAGCACUUGAAGCUUCGGCUGCAAUCCAGUACCCAGCAUUUGAAACCUCUCCAGAAAGAGGCCAUGGCCAUGCCUGAGCCACUUUCAUCGCCAAACCCGAUCCCUCCUCGCACAAGCUCGACUGGUGUCACGAACGGAGCUACCUAUCCACCUUCCACGCGAACCACGGUUCUCAAGCCCGUCUCCGAAGAAGAAUGGAUCGCAUCCUCCAGAAAGCCGCAUGACUCCCCGACCUACAAUAGCCAUCCUCAUAUUUUGUCACCCAAAUAUCCCAGCGUGGGCGACUCGAGCGAGUCGAAGCUCUGCACCAAGAUCGUAAUAAGUAAUACUGACGGCAUGUGGUGUUCCGAGAAAGAGAAGAUCCUAGUGGGUCCCUACGAAUAUAUGGUGCAGCAGCCUGGGAAGGAUAUACGCAAGCAGCUCAUUGCGGCUUUUAACCGCUGGCUGCAUGUUCCCGAGGAGAGUCUGGCAGUCAUUACCAAGGUGGUUCUAAUGCUGCAUACCGCAUCGUUGCUGUGA